AUGAGAGCGUCCAUUCCUUACUUAGUUGCCGCACUGGCUGCGAGCGUAAAUGCCAAAGACGAAGGAACAUACGCAAUCCUACGAUUUAACAAUGUAGCUGGUCAAUUCUCUACUCAGGGGCAAAUGGACCCCAUUGUGAGUCCCGGUGCCAAGUCAGCGCAUAUGCACGGCAUAAUGGGAGGAAGCAACUUCAACCUCACCGUCUCCGGAGACCAACUCUUGAAAUCUAAGUGUACUAACGCGAAGAUCCUCAAUGACAAGAGUAACUACUGGGUCCCUACUCUAUGGUUUCAAUCUCCUGCCAAUGGUACUUUAAAGAAGGUCCCAUUGUAUUACAUGAACGCAUACUACAAGUUCGAUGCCACCAACGAUCAGAUUAAGGCCUUCCCACCAGGUCUCAAGAUCGUUAGUGGCAAUGCCACAAGAAGAAACCCGCCAGCUACAGGCGCCUUCCAACUCGACCCAACUAAAGGGGCAAUACAACCAGUCCAAUGGACCUGCCCCACUCAAAACAACAACGUCGCGCGGUACCCACCAAAUUCCGACGGGACGAAAGCGGGACUACCCGACCCGGGGAAUCUCGGUAGUGGGGCCGGGUUUCCGGUAGUAAACUGCGACGGAAAUUCCUCGCCCCUGAGACAGGACAUCCACAUGCCGUCCUGCUACAACCCCAAAGCCGGAAUCAACGAUUACAAGAACAACAUGGCGUGGCCGACCCCCACCAGUGGCGGCAAAGCAGACUGUCCCAAAGGCUGGACGCAUGUCCCCCAUCUAUUCAUCGAAGUCUACUACGACACGCCCCAAUUCCAAAACGCGUGGGACCCGAACGGCAAGACGCAGCCGUUUGUGCUAUCGAAUGGAGAUAGGACGGGGUACAGCGCUCACGCGGAUUUCAUCUCGGGGUGGGACCAGAAGACGCUUCAGACGAUUAUUGACGGGUGCAAUGCUGGGUUCAACGGCAUGGACAAGUGUCCGAAUAUACCGGGCGGUCUCAAUACUGAGACGUGCCAGAUGCCUUCGGCGUUCCCGGGACCAACUGCGGAGUGGGUGAAGCAGCUUCCUGGUAACAAUCCUUUGUCUGGUUGGGGGGUGUGA
Messenger RNA from Annulohypoxylon maeteangense, 1095 nucleotides. RefSeq lists its product as uncharacterized. The coding region runs from base 1 to 1095 and encodes 364 amino acids. The record is from RefSeq and is a predicted model, not a curated record. The transcript is spliced from 2 exons. Lineage: Eukaryota; Fungi; Ascomycota; Sordariomycetes; Xylariales; Hypoxylaceae.